GAAACCUUAUAAACUUUGCUCACUAUGUAACCCUAAUAUUCUCUGUCAGAUUCUGGAAAAGCUCUGCAACAUUUUACGCACUGAUUCUCUGGCAGAAGUUCUACAGUGGCUGCUUCAUGCGAGUUCAAAAGAAAAGGAGUGGGUCUCAGCUUUGAUUCAUGCUGAACUGGCUGAGAUAAACUUAACUCGCCUCAGAAGAAACACCUCAGCUGAACCAGCAGCAGAGACUGGGGAGCCACCCAAAGUUAAGUCACCCUCAAAUUCAUCAGCAAAAUCAAAGGUGCUAACAAGUUCUAGGGAAGGACAUCAACAGAGGAGAGUGUCAAGUCAAGGAUCUGAAGAAAAUAAGGAAGUACUGAAAGAGGGCAAGCCUCCAUUGUUUAUAAGAAGAAAUGAGAUGAAAAUACCCGUUGCAGAAUAUUUCAGCAAGCCAAAAUCUCUUCCCAGGCCUAAAACUCAGGAGAGCAAAUCAACAAAGCCAGUGUCAGCAAGGAGUACCCAACAAGGAUAUAAUCUCUCUGCCCAAAGAGCAUUUUAUCCUGUAACAUACCAAAGGUAGAAAUGGUAUACUGGGCUAAACCUUUCAGAAACGCAAGUUUCACUUUGUUAUGACAUCAAUUAUGAAAAACACAUUUUUGGUAUGGAGGAAUCAACAGCUCUUCUAUAUGGUGGUACAUGUAAAUCUCAAAGCAACUGUAUAUAAAGCUACUAAAUAAAUAUUAAUGGAAAUAUUUC
Molecule: messenger RNA, 735 nt
Organism: Odocoileus virginianus texanus
Lineage: Eukaryota; Metazoa; Chordata; Mammalia; Artiodactyla; Cervidae
Source: RefSeq, a predicted model, not a curated record